AUGAUUGGAAAAAAUUCUUUGAUUAACAAUAAUUCAAAUACUUCAAAUAUUAGUAAUGAUAACGAUAAUUCGUUUAGUUCACCCGAAGAUGUAUCAUUAAUAAAACCUUCCAAAUCUCCAAACAACAUUUCUUUAUUAUUAAAUUUACCACCGCCACCGUUAAUAGCAAACGAUUUCGUUUAUAACAGCAACAAUUUACCUGAAGAUUAUUGUGAAGAAGAAUAUGGUGACGUAACGGAUCAACAAACCAAUCACUCCAAAAAGAAAGUCGCCCAUAAUGUAAUUGAAAGACGUUAUAGAGAUAAUAUUAAUAAUCGUAUCAACGAUCUUAAAAAUGUUGUUCCUGCUCUUUGUCAUGUAAAAGGUAGUAGUAAAGAUGACAAUGAUGGUGACGAUGAAUAUGAGAGUAAUAACGAUGAAAAGGUGGUGGAUGGUAUUAGAGUACCCCAAAAAUUAAAAAAAGCUACAAUUCUAGAAAAAUCCACAGAAUAUAUUCUUUACUUGAAAAAUAACAAUGAUAAACUUAAAGAAGAAAAUGAUGAAUUAAUAAAAAUAAUUGCAAGUUUACCAGGAGGAUUUGAUUUAUAUCAUGAAUAUUAUUGUCAAAGCCAGCGUCAACAAUUGAUUUCUUCUGAUUUAUCACCUUUUAUGCAACCUGUGUACACUCCUCUUGACGCUUCCCCACAACACACCAAUAGCCCUGCUAGCUAUUCUUCUUGUGACGAUAUCAUCUCCUCCUCAAACAACAAUAGUAAUGGAUCUAGGGUAUUUAUGGCUUUAUUUAUGUACAUGACAUUCUUUUCGUCAUUUCCUUCAACCCACUUUCUACAAUCUCGUGAUCAUCCUCGAGGACGUGUUAUAUCGAGUUCUGUUAAUACUAAUAAUGAUGAGACCACUUUAACAGCAGCAAUAACAAAGUGCUUGGCUAAAAAGGGAAAGGCAAAAUUUAAGGAUUACGGUGAAAUAGAUAAAGCACCAGAAGAAAAGGCAAGAGGAAUCACAAUUGCAACUGCACAUGUUGAAUAUGAAACAGAGGCAAGGCAUUACGCACACAUUGACUGUCCUGGUCAUGCAGAUUAUAUCAAGAAUAUGAUUACUGGAGCAGCUCAAAUGGAUGGUGCUAUUAUCAUUGUUUCAGCUACAGAUGGUCAAAUGCCACAAACACGUGAACAUCUGUUACUUGCUAAACAAGUCGGUGUUUCGUCUCUUGUAGUUUUUGUCAAUAAGGUUGAUGUGGUCAAUGAUCCCGAAAUGUUAGAAUUAGUAGAAAUGGAAAUGCGUGAUCUAUUAACACAUUAUGGUUUUGAUGGUGAAAAAACGCCUAUUAUAGAAGGGUCUGCAUUGGCAGCGCUGGAAGGAAGAGAUCCAGAAAUUGGUGAAAAGGCAAUUGAAAAAUUAAUGAACGCUGUUGACACACAUAUUCCCACACCGAUCAGAGAUUUGGAAAAACCAUUUCUAAUGUCAAUUGAAGAUGUUUUUAGCAUUUCUGGGCGUGGUACUGUGGCAACGGGAAGAGUCGAAAGAGGGACUAUCACUAAAGGUGAAGAAAUAGAAAUUGUUGGUAUGGGUCCAACAACCAAAACCACAUUGACAGGAAUAGAAAUGUUUCAUAAAGAGUUAGAUAAAGGUAUGGCAGGUGACAAUAUGGGAGCAUUAUUACGUGGAAUAAAAAGAGAACAAAUUCACAGAGGCCAAGUACUUGCGGCACCCGGUACAGUUAAAUCACACAGAAAGUUUAAAUCACAACUAUAUGUUUUAACCAAAGAAGAAGGUGGUAGACAUACACCUUUCACGCAAAACUAUAGACCACAAAUGUAUUUUCGUACAUCAGACGUUACAGUCACAUUAACAUUUCCAAGUGGUAUAGAAAAUCCGGAAGAAAAGAUGAUUAUGCCAGGUGAUAAUGCUGAAUUACAAUGUGAACUUGUACAUGAUAUGGCAAUUGAGCCUGGUAUGAGAUUCACUAUUCGCGAAGGCAAUAAAACUGUUGGAACUGGUAAGCAUUAA
Entrophospora candida is the source of this 2007-nucleotide messenger RNA. The record is from the annotation of a GenBank genome assembly. NCBI's taxonomy places the organism in Eukaryota, Fungi, Glomeromycota, Glomeromycetes, Entrophosporales, Entrophosporaceae.